CCUCCUCCCCGGAGAAGAGACAAAAGCACAAGGAGAGUGGUGUUUUGUUUUGUUGAGGCGCCCUUGGCGGCUUGCGCGGCGAAGGAAUAAAGAGGCUGCGUACUUAUUCGCUCGCUCCCCGACAAACCUCCGAACUCGAGUCGCAAUUAGCGUGGUGGAAGGAGCGGAGAGGGUAGGCGAGCCUGCCCGAUGAGGACACCGACGCGAGGCGGACAAAAGGCUUCGCUUUUGUCGGUCGCCAGAUCACGCCCUGCUUUGGCUUUCGUGGAGGAUGGAUGGUCGACAGUCUUGGGAGGCUCGGAGCGCUGGAGUCGUUGCAUAUCUCGGCAAAUCUUGAACUGAGAGAGGGAGAGGGAGACGCCUUCCUAACAUCUCAGGUGGCGAGCUUUUGGAUCCGUUGCAGGAGGGGUUGAUGGGGACGUCAUGCUCCUGAUGAACUAAAACCAUCCUUGAGGUCUUCUGUGUUUGUUCUUUUUGGGCUCUCGCCCUUGUCGACUGCUUCUUCUCAAGGUUGUCUGCCUGUUCCGGGGCUCUCCUCUGUCUUGCUGCUACCUAGCUAUCCUUCCUCUCUUUUAGCUUGUAGCAGUUGCUUCCUGGCUGGGAGCCCCGUCUGCUGCUCCUUUGUUUGCUAUCCGUGCUGUGCUGUCGACGGCGGCCUCGCUGGAGAAGGAGAAGCGGGCGGCGAUGACGCCUUUGACGGCCAACGUUGCCCGAGACGAGGGGUCGUCGUCGGUGACUUCGUCCCCUCUCAAGACCUUUUCCCUGAUGUCGCUCUCCCCUCCUCCCCUCCCACCAUACGCCCCGUGGUUGCGGGAGCUGAAGUCCGACGAGCGCGGCCUCUGCCUCAUCCACCUCCUCCUCAACUGCGCCAACCACGUCGCCGCCGGCAGCCUCGACCGCGCCAACGCCUUCCUCGAGCAGAUCGCUCUGCUCGCUGCCCCCGACGGCGACGCCAUGCAGCGCAUCGCCUCUCACUUCACCGAGGCCCUCGCCCGCCGCGCCCUCCGCCUGUGGCCGGGCCUGUACCACGCCAUCGACUCCACCCGCACCGUCCUCCUCCCCCUCGCGGAGGCCGCAGCCGCCCGCCGCCACUUCCUCGACCUCUGCCCCUUCCUCCGCCUGGCUUUCGUCGUCACCAACCAGGCGAUCAUGGAGGCGAUGGAGGGCGAGCGGGUGGUCCACAUCGUCGACCUCAAUGCGUCCGACGCCACCCAGUGGAUCUCCCUGCUCCAAGGCCUCCGGGCGCGGCCGGAGGACCCGCCGCACCUGAAGAUCACCGGCGUGCACGAGCACAGGGAGCUGCUCAACCGCACGGCGGUGCGCCUCUCUGAGGAGGCCGAGCGGCUCGACAUCCCAUUUCAAUUCAACGCCGUGGUGAGCAGGUUGGACAACCUCGACGUCGAGAGCCUCCGGGUCAAGACCGGGGAGGCAUUGGCCAUCAGCUCGGUCCUCCAACUGCAUUCCUUGCUCGCAAGCAACGACAGCGCCAGCGACCCGCGAAAGGCCCAAAGAGUCGCGCCGAUCAGCCAGCUAAACUUAGGCGAAUUCCUGGACAAGGAUCACGCCGCCAACGGACACAGCUCGAGCGUGGAGUCGGCAUUGUCGUCGCCCUUCGCGUCGGCAUCAUCACCGGCGAGGAUGGACAGCUUCCUGGCGUCGCUGUGGGGUCUGUCGCCCAAGCUCAUGGUGGUGACGGAGCAGGAGGCCAACCACAAUGCGCCGGCGCUGAGCGAGCGGUUCGUGGAGGCGCUCUUCUACUACGCCGCCAUGUUCGACUGCCUGGACUCCACAGUGCCGAGGCAGUCCAUCGAGCGGCUGAGGGUGGAGAAGAUGCUGCUGGGGGAGGAGAUCAAGAACAUCAUAGCGUGCGAGGGAUGGGAGAGGAAGGAGCGGCACGAGAAGCUACAGAAGUGGGCGCAGCGGAUGGACUCGGCGGGGUUCGGCAUGGUGCCACUGAGCUACUACGGGCUGCCGGCCAGGAGGCUGCUGCACAGCUUUGGCUGCGACGGCUACAAGGUGAAGGACGAGAACGGGUGCUUCAUGGUGUGCUGGCAAGAUCGAUCGCUCUACUCCAUCUCAGCAUGGAGGUGCAAGCGCUACGAUUGAUUCGAACACUUCCUUCUUCCUCUUCCUCUUGUUCGUAGUUUGGUUUCAUUUCACGUGAACUGUUCCGUUCUUGUUCAUGUACAUAAAUCAUUUUUUGCCCAAUUGAAUGAUCAGAUGCUUUCUCUCUUUUCUAUCA
This is a messenger RNA of Musa acuminata AAA Group (dessert banana), 2242 nucleotides long. Its product is annotated as scarecrow-like protein 3. The coding region runs from base 685 to 2106 and encodes 473 amino acids. Gene Ontology annotation, cellular component: nucleus. The record is from RefSeq and is a predicted model, not a curated record. NCBI's taxonomy places the organism in Eukaryota, Viridiplantae, Streptophyta, Magnoliopsida, Zingiberales, Musaceae. Gene Ontology annotation, biological process: regulation of DNA-templated transcription. Gene Ontology annotation, molecular function: sequence-specific DNA binding; DNA-binding transcription factor activity. The transcript has a single exon.